AUGCUGAACUCCCUGUCUGACUUACAUGGCUAUGUGGAUAAGGGCCAGCUAACAUGUGAGCUUGGUGGGAACCUGGAGUACUGUCACAGUCAGUGGAUCCACCACAGGACAGUGAGUCACCAUGACAUUUGACCUUUUCUUAACAGUCUUUACUCACUGGGAAUUUCUUGUAACUGCAGGAUCUUCCAGAGAAGUGAAUACUGAAAUAUUGCCAGUUUCCACAUAAUCAUCCUUUUAAUAAUCCAAAAAAUGUAUGGCUCAUGGCACAGUAUAAUCUGAGGUGUGUUUGUGUUUUGCUCUCAGGCCAUUGAGAACUUUGCUGUGACAGUGAAGACCACAGCCCAAAUGCUGCAGAAGUUUGGCACAGAUCUGGCCGAGACGGAGCUGCCUAAUGAUGUGCAGUGCACCAAAGACCUUCUAAAUACUCACACUGAGAAGCAUGACAAACUCAAGGUGAGACGCUGCUUCAGCAUCAACAUGGGGCUUCUGAACCUGGCUACCUAUUAGGGUUCACUUGUACCCAUAGUUAGAAUCGGAAUAUUCCCUAUGUUUAUGAUUGGUAGUAUAGUAUUGGUAGAUUCACAUACAGUAGUGAGAUCAAAUUCACAGGGGACUGGUUUCUAUCAUAUCCUGUUGCUUAGUAGUUGAACCACAUCCAUUAGCAUCAAUGGCCUAGAUAACAACCAUAGCAAAGUAUAGCGUAGGAAGCAUAGCAAGUAUUCUAUUCCUAAACCAGACUGUUAAUCAGGUACAGCCCCUGUCUCAUGAUCCCCCCAUAGGCAGGUGGGUCUCCCCCUUGCAUAGCCUGGGAUUGAAUGAGUUAUUUCAUUUUGACAGGAUGAACUGAAAUUAGCGAUGAAACAGGGAACUACUCUGCUGGGCUGUAUCAAAGAGCAGGCCGCCAAGUCUGAGAAUCACAAACUAAACCCAGACGAGAUGGAGAACCAGUCUACAGUGGAAAGGUUGGUUACUGUGACCUAGUUCAGAUACUAUAUGUUUCUAAUAAAUGAUAAAAUAAUAAAACAUGUUUGUAUGUACAGUUAAGUACAAACAUGUACAUACAGUUCAUUAAUGCAUAUAAUAAAAUAUAUGUUUCACUAAAGCACAUGGGUUUCAGGUUGUUGUCCCAGCUGGAUGAGACAGAAAAUGCUUUUCAACAGUUCUGGUCCAAACAUCACCUCAAACUGGAGCAGUGCCUGCAGUUACGCCAUUUUGAACAUGACUUCCGAGAGGUAUGUAGGUUUCUAUGACAGAGUCCCUGUCUGCUGACUACUGUGGUCAGCAGGUUUAGCUUAAUCGUGUAAAAAAAAAGAGAGCUGGACAGAACACAUCCUGGCUAUUUGAGUUCCUCCAGAGAGAGCAAUGAAAGUUCAAAUUUUUACUGAUAUCCACAUGGCAGUCAAGGUCACUGAAAUAUAUGGAUAUUACACUACAUACACAAUAAAACAUUUAAUUUAAUGUAACUAAAUGUAAACGAAAAUGGCAUCUACGUAUUCCCCAAAUGUAAUUAUUUAUCAUGAUAGGGCCAUAAAUAAUAACUAGUAAUGCAGCAUACUCAAAGAAAGGCUCAAAUCUCACCUUUCUGGUUAAAAUUGUUAUAAAUUGCUGAGGUGUAGUCACUUUUGAGGACACAAGCCCAAGUAUGAUAAUAUAUUUUAUAUGAUGUAUUUCCUAUUCAACAAAACUGAAUGAAUAAGGCUAGAAAUGACUUUUAUGCUUUCUAAAUAUAGCAUCAUCAAAUUAUAAAAUGACUAACUAUAAGAUUUCAUCUUCCUUAUAACUGUAAAAUACAUUCGUAUGUUUAGUGUUAGAGAAAAUUUACAUAUUUUCUAAAGGUCUCUCUUGAUCAAAACAUCUGCCCCCAUCGUUGUGAACGUCUCACAGAGUGCUAGAUUGGCUUUCUGAACUCGUUAGGAACUCGCCUUUCAUCUCAUAUUAAUCCUGCCCGUCUAUGACAAACAGAAAGGUUUUUUUGUUUAAAAUCUAUGAAUUGUUUUAGAUUAAUGGCUAUACAUUUGAAUGUGCUACCGUGAUGAAACCACUCUCUCCUGCUGCGUUACUGUGAUGAGCACUGAGAAUACGAAGAGGCAGGACGCAGACGCAGGAAUUAACAAGGUCAAAGAUAGAGUCCACGACACGAAGCUAAUCAAUCACACACAAAAUCCUACAGAACAGGUGGUGAUGAGAUGAUGAGGUGCAGCUGCGCUUGAGGUGAUUAGGGUGCGUUGGGUUUCCAUUCCGGUGUUGCCGAGGUGGUGCGCUCAGACCGGUGGCUCAAUAGACCGGCGAAUCAGAGCGCCGGAGGGGAGCAAUAGGAGGAGACGUGACAGUACCCCCCCCCCCCCCACCGGAUGCGCAGCCCCAGCCGCUGGACGUCGCCGGCCAGGAGGACGACCCCGAGGAGCGGGCCGGUCAGGGCGGCGACGGUAGAAGUCCCGAAUUAGUUUGGGGUCCAGAACGUCCCCAGCCGGAACCCAGCUCCUCUCCUCAGGACCAUACCUCUCCCAGUCCACCAGGUAAUGGAGCUGUCCCCCACGGAACCUGGAGUCCAGCAGGUCCCUCACCGUCAAUGUCUAGGGGCGGAGGAGGCGUACCCCAGGGGACGGCAUCCGCCAGAGGACCAGGAACCACCGACCUGAGGAGAGACACAUGAAAAGUGGGUGAGACACGGUAGUGAGGGUGAAGGAGCAGCCAGUAUGAUACCUCAUUUAUCCGCCGGAGGACCUUAAACGGCCCCACAAACCGGGGGCUCAGUUUCUUGCAGGGCAGGCGGAGAGGGAGGUUCUUUGUGGACAGCCAGACACGAUCCCUAGGCUGGAAUACAGGGGCCUCACUGCAGUGGCGGUCGGCUUGGUCCUUCUGCCGACGAAUGGCCCUCUGGAGAUGGACAUGGGCGGCGUCCCAGACCUGUCCGGCCCUGUGGAACCACUUGUCGACAGCGGGCGCAUUGGUCUGGCUGGGUGUCCAAGGGGCCAGGGCUGGCUGGUACCCCAGGAUGCACUGGAAGGGAGUGAGCCCCAUGGAGGAGUGAACGAGGGAGUUCUGGGCAUAUUCUGCCCAGGGAAGAAACCUCGCCCACUCACCCUGCCGGUCCUAACAGUGGCAACGAAGAAACCACCCCAGCUCCUGGUUCAUGCGCUCCACCUGCCCAUUCGACUGAGGCCUAUACCCGGAAGUGAGGCUGGCCGUGGCCCCGAUCUUCUCUAAGAAAGCCUUCCACACUCGGGAGGUGAAUUGGGGGCCACGGUCCGAGACGAUGUCCUCCGGAAGUCCAUAAUGCCGGAAGACCUGUUGGAACAGGACCUCAGCGACCUGGAGAGCAGAAGGAAGACCAGUUAGUGGCAAAAAAACAGCAUGAUUUGGAGAACCGAUCUACGACCACCAUGACAGGGGUGAAGCCGUCAGAACGUGGAAGGUCAGUGACAAAGUCUAUGGACAGGUGUGACCAAGGUCGCUGAGGCACUGGGAGAGGAACUAGUUUGCCUGCCGGGGCAUUCCGAGGUGUCUUCAUUUGGGCACAUACGGAACAGGAGUUGACAUAGCGGGAGACAUCAGAAGCCAUGGUGGGCCACCAGUAUUUUUGGGGCUAGAGAAUGCAGGGUGCGCGUAAUACCAGAGUGACCUGCCGUAAGGGUGGUGUGCGCCCAGAUAAGGAGGCGGUCACGGACACUGGUGGGUACAUACACGCGCCCCGGAGGGCCGUUGGCAGGCCCUGGGACCUCCUGAGCCGCCAGGCGGAUGUCUUCGUCCACAUCCCAAAUGACAGGUGCAAUGAUGAGAGACGAGGGCAGGAUAGGACCCCCCCAGAUACUUAUUUUCUCCGGUAUGGUGCAUCCUGGAGAGUGCGUCGGCCUUCACAUUCUGGGAUCCUGGUCGGUAGGACAGAAUGAAUUGGAAGCGAGUGAGAAAUUGGGUCCACCUGGCUUGACGAGAGUUCAUCCGUUUCCCUGCCCGUAUGGGCUCCAAAUUCCAGGUGGUCAGUUAGAAUCCGGAAUGGAUGGACUGCGCCCUCCAGCCAGUGUCUCCAUUCCUCCAGAGCGAGGACCACCGCCAACAGCUCCCUGUCUCCAACUCCAUAGUUCCUCUCUGAGGGGGUAAGCUUUUUAGAGAAAAAGGCACAGGGAUACAUUUUCUCUGGCUUACCGUGCCGCUGGGUGAGGACCGCACCCUCCUCCGAUGCGUCCACCUCCAGGAUGAAAGGACGAGAUGGAUCUGGGUGUUUUAGGAUGGGCGCUGUGGUGAACCUAUCCUUCAGCCUCUUGAAGGCAGCGUCAGCCUCAGGGUUCCAGGCCAGCUUCUGAGGCCCACCCUUAAGGAGAGAGGUGAGCGGGGCGGCUAUGGAGCUGAAGGACCUGAUGAAACGCCGGUAGAAAUUAGCGAAGCACAGGAAGCUCUGUAGGCCCUUGAUGGUGGUGGGAACUGGCCAUGACCUGACGCUGUCCGUCUUUACUCCUUCCAUGAACACCCCCUGAGGACUGAUCCGGUAUCCCAGGAAGGAGAUGCCUGUUGGUGGAAUUCGCAUUUCUCCCCCUUCACCAACAGGCUAUGUUCCCUGAGGCGGAGUAGGACCAUUUGGAUGACCCUGACGUGCUCCUCGAACGUAGCCGAGUAGAUCAGGAUAUCGUCGAUGUACACCACCACCUGUCUACUCAGCAUGUCCCGGAACACAUCAUUGACGAAGGACUGGAACACAGAAGGUGCGUUGGUGGCGAGGCCGUAGGGCAUGACGCAGUAUUCAUAGUGGCCUGAGGUAGUGCUGAAGGCCGUCUUCCACUCGUCUCCUUCCCGGAUUCGGAUCAGAUUGUAGGCACUCCUCAGGUCCAACUUGGUAAAGUACCGGGCCCCUCAAAGCUGCUCGAUGGCCGACAGAACCAGAGGGAGGGGGUACCGGUACUUGGUGGUGACUGUGUUCAGCCCCCUGUAGUCAAUGCAUGGUCUCAGUCCUCCGUCGUUUUUGGCCACAAAGAAGAAGCUGGCGGAGGCAGGAGAGGUAGAGCAUCUGAUGAACCCCUGUUUCAGGGUCUCCGCCACAUACUUCUCCAUGGCCUCAGUCUCCACCAUGGAAAGGGGGUAAAUGCGACUCUUAGGGGGGUCUUGUCCCUCCAGCAGGUCAAUGGCGCAGUCCCAGGGCCUGUGAGGAGAGAAGACAUCGGAGAGAUCUGCGUACUCACGUGGAAUGUUGGGCUGGAGGGCGGACUCCGGACUCUCCACUGACGUGGAACAACAAACCACCGGCAGGCUGGUCUUCCGGCAUGAGGUAGACCAGGCUGUGAUUCUCUUGGUGCUCCAAUCGAUGGUGGGGUUGUGUAGUCUGAGCCAGGGCAAUCCCAAGACGAUCCGGUGAAGGGGUGAUGUGACGAUGUGGAAUGAUAGCUCCUCGUGGUGCUCCGGUAGUGUGGAAAUGGUGAUGAGGAGAGUGGCGUGCGUAAUGGUGCCUGAUCCAAGGGGUUUAUUGUCCAGUGAGGUGACGUGUAGCGGAGAUGGCAGUGGCACAGUGGGCAACCCCCAUUCAGAGACCAGCUCCCUAUCUAUAAGGUUCCCUGCUGAUCCGGAAUCUAUCAUAGCAGUAGAAAUGGAAGAGAAGGAAUAACCAGACACCGUUAUGGGAACUAAAAACAAUGGUUUUGUGAUAGGAGCUGACGUAACACUCAUGGAGCGGCAACGGGAGUCAUACCGCCUAGAUAAGGAGCCGCCAGGAGAUCUGUGGUCCUUGGUGGUUUAGGGGGUCCUGCCCACCUCCAUGGGUGAGGACUCAGAAGCAGGGCAGCUUCUAUAGCUCAGAUAGGGUGAGCAUCGAGACUCCGGGAGGUGUUGGGAACGCCAUCUCUCUCUCAACAUGUUGUCAAGACGGAUGGACGUGGUGAUGAGGGUAUCAAGGUCCAUCUCGUCGUCCCGACAUGCGAGUUCCAUCUUGAUGUCCUCCCGUAAUCCUCUCCUGAAGGCUGUGCACAGAGCACACUCAUUCCAGCCAGAAGACACCGCCACCGUGUGAAAGCUCAGAGCGUACUCGGACCCCUCUCUCUGUUGUAGAUGGAGGAGACGCUCACCCCCAUCCUUUCCCUCCGUGGGAUGAUCAAACACAGCCCUGAACCGAGCGAGGAAGGUGGGGUAGGUUAGUGCCACUGCCUCCUCUCCUUCCCAGACUGCCGUGGCCCAAUCCAGCACCUUCCCUUUAAGUAGCAAAAUCACCAGUGUUAUCCUGGCUUGGUCAGAUGGAUAUGCCCCAGGCUGAUGCGCCAAAUAAAGGGAAACCUGUAGCAGGAAGCCGCUACAUUUAGUAGUUUUACCAUCAAAGCGCUCCGGUAGGGCGAGGGUUCCCGCAGAAGUGGGCAAUAGCCCGGGAACAGGUGGAUUGGGGGAACUCGCCGCUCCCUGAGGUGGAACCAGAGCGCUGGGCAGAUUAUGCAGAGUUUGGAGCACUUCCUGCAUGGCGGCGUUCAACUGGGCAAGCUGCUGCUGGUGCUGGUCAAGGCACUGGAAAACUCCUGCUGCAUCCAUUUUUGUUUGGUGUGUGUGAUUCUGUGACGAGUACUGAGUAUACGAAGAGGCAGGAUGCAGACGCAGGAAUUAACAAGGUCAAGGUUUACUUAAACAAUGACAAAGACAAAUAACGAAGAUAGAGUCCACGACACGAAGCUAAACAAUCACACACAACAUCAUACAGAACAGUCCAAGGCUAAAUAGGGGUGGUGAUGAGAUUAUGAGGUGCAGGUGCGCUGGAGGUGAUUAGGGUGCGUUGGGUUUCCAUUCCAGUGUUGCCGAGGUGGUGCGCUCAGACCGGUGGCUCAGUAGACCGGCGAAUCAGAGCACCAGAGGGGAGCAACGGGAGGAGACGUGACAGUUACGAUGUAAUGAUUGCAAUGUAAGGUUCAGCCAACAGUUGAUGUACAGUCGGAAGAGCGAAUGAAAUGGUAGGAGGGACAUCCCAGCUUCAAGUGGUUUCACAUUUCACAUCCUACGUCACACAGCAAAGCCCAGGCACAGUUUCUCUCUUCUCUCAUGAAAUGAGGGUAGUGAUAAUGAAGUCAGAGCGUCCUCCUUGUAUCCAGAAUGCUGUGCUGAGGAUGAUUCUGCAAGCGCACUUCUGGAUGCGCUCCAGUCGGUCGGAGAGGGCUUGAGUUAAGGAGCUAUGCCAAGCUGGUGCUGCGUAUUCUAGGCGGGGCUGGAUGGAGCCUGUGUAUGGCUACCAGGUCAGCCUGUGGGACAUUGAACCUUUUUAGUCUGCGUAGGAAGAACAACUUCUUGUUUCCUUUUCUAACCAUGGAUGUUACUUGUUCAUCCCACUGUAGAUUAUUUUGCACAAUGACUCCAAGAAUUUUGACUGAUUCACAGACUUGCAGGUCUUUCCCGCUGAUUGUAAGGGGACUUGGAGGGGGAAGGUUACGUCUUUUGGACCAGCCUAAAUUUGGCCCAAAAAUAGACGUCUAUAAUUGGUCCGAUCCGGACCGGACCAAAUCUGAACCAAACAUAGACACCUACUGUAUGUUUCACAAGUUUGGACAUCAUAGUACAGCACAAUAAAGUACAGUAGAGCACAGCAGAGUACAGUACAGUACACAGUACAGUAUAGAAAAGUAAAGUACAGUGCCUUCGGAAAAAUAUUCAGACCCCUUGACUUUUUCCACAUUUUGUUACGUUACAGCCUUAUUCUGAAAUUGAUUAAAAAAUAAAUAAUCCUCAGCAAUCUACACACAAUACCCCAUAAUGACAAAGCGAAAACAGUAAAAAAAUAUAUAUAUUAUUAUAAUUUUUUGUAUUCUGGGUGAAGAUGGAUGCUCUGGCUGCCUCAUCUUGUGCUGUGUUUGAUAGUGUUGUUGUACAUCAGUAUUUUACCUCUCUGUCAGCACUGAGCAGGGUCCUACUCUUUCUUUUGAGGUGAGCUCCUUGAUGUUUUGUCUAUAUAGUGACAUGAUGGAGCUAUGAGGUUGGUAACCUUUUACUCAUGACAGAGUGUCUCAUGGAAGACAGGCUGGGUAAGUGGUCGUUUUUAAGUUUUUCUUCAUGGUUUCCUAGUUUGAUUUGUUUCAGUAGGUACUGGGUAUAGCAAGCCUAAAAAUUAAGCUUUCAGUUUGAUUAAGAUGUGUUAACAAGCGCUGCAUAUCAUGGACAUUUCCUGUAAGUGCCUGAAGCGGAUGGGGUUUGCACCACAGUCCUGGUACAGAGGGGCCUCCCAGCAUGGCCUACAUACAGCCAUUGCCACCAUGUUUCAAUCCGUCAACUGGUGACGCUCAUGGCAGUCACAGGAGGGACGUGAGAAAAGUGCUUUAGAGCAGCUAGGAAAAGAAAGUAACUUUAUUAUUCUGUAGUAGAGUGUUUGUGAGUGUUUGUGUGUGCACAAGGAUGCAUGUGUUUUUGAAUAUACAGUGCGAUCCGUAAUUAUUGGGACAGUGGAGCUCUAUACUCCAAAAGCAAAAGUUAAGUAUUUGUUCCCAUAUUCAUAGCACGCAAUGACUACAUCAAGCUUGUGACUCUACACAUUUCUUGGAUGCAUUUGCUGUUAGUUUUGGUUGUGUUUCAGAUUAUUUUGUGCUCAAUAGAAAUUAAUGGUAAAUAACAUAUUGUGUCAUUUUAGAGUCACUUUAAUUGUAAAUAAGAAUAGAAUAUGUUUCGAAAACAAUUCUACAUGAAUGUGGAUGCUACCAUGAUUAUGGAUAAUCCUGAAUGAAUCACGAAUAAUGAUGAGUGAGAAAGUUACAGACACACAAAUAUCAUUCCCCCCACAAAGAAAAUGCUAACCUCCCCUGUUAUUGUAAUGAUGAGAGGAUAGUAAGUUUGUAUUUACCCCCUUUUUCUCCCCAAUUUUGCGAUAUCCAAUUGCGAUACAAUUAUGAUCUUGUCUCAUCGCUGAAACUCCACAACGGGCUCGGGAGAGGCGAAGGUCGAGUCAUGCGUCCUCCGAAACAUGACCCGCCAAACCGCUCUCCUUAAAACCCGCCCGCUUAACCUGGAAGCACCAAUGUGUCGGAGGAAACACCGUUCAACUGACGACCGAAGUCAGCCUGCAGGCGCCCGGCACGCCACAAGGAGUCGCUAGAGCGCGAUGAACCAAGUAAAGCCCUCCCGGCCAAACCCUCCCCUAACCCGGACGACGCUGGGCCAAUUGUGCGCCUCCCUAUGGGACUCCCGGUCACCGCCGGUUGUGACACAGCCUUGGAUUGAACAUGGGUCUGUAGUGACACCUCAAGCACUGCGAUGCAGUGCCAUAGACCGCUGCGCCACUCGGGAGGCCCUACGAAAACAAUAUUUUAGACAUUUUAGCAAAUGUAUUAUUUAUUUUUUACAGAAAUACCUUAUUUACAUAAGUAUUCAGACCCUUUGCUAUGAGAAUUGAAAUUGAGCUCCGGUGCAUCCUGUUUCCAUUGACCAUCCUUGAGAUGUUUCUACAACUUGAUUGUAGUCCACCUGUGGUAAAUUCAAUUGAUUGGACAUGAUUUGGAAAGGCACACACCAUUCUAUAUAAGGUCCCAAUUUGACAGUGCAAGUCAGAGCAAAAACCAAGCCAUGAGGUCGAAGGGAUUUUCCGUAGAGCUACAAGACAAAACUGUGUCGAGGCACAGAUCUGGGGAAGGGUACCAAAACAUUUCUGCAGCAAUGAAGUUCCCCAAGAACACAGUGGCCUCCAUCAUUCUUAAAUUGAAGAAGUUUGGAACCACCAAGACUCUUCCUAGAGCUGGCCGCCCGGCCAAACUGAGCAAUCGGGGGAGAAGGGCCUUGGUCAGGGAGGUGACCAAGAACCCGAUGGUCACUCUGACAGAGCUCUAGAGUUCCUCUGUGGAGAUGGGAGAACCUUCCAGAAGGACAACCAUCUCUGCAGCACUCCACCAAUCAGGCCUUUAUGGUAGAGUGGCCAGACGGAAGCCACUCCUCAGUAAAAGGCACAUGACAGCCCGCUUGGAGUUUGCAAAAGGCACCUAAAGACUCUCAGACCAUGAGAAACAAGAUUCUCUGGUCUGAUGAAACCAAGAUUGAACUAUUUGGCCUGAAUGCCAAGCAUCACGUCUGGAUGAAACCUGGCACCAUCCCUACGGUGAAGCAUGGUGGUGACAGCAUCAUGCUGUGGGGAUAUUUUUCAGCGGUAAGGACUAGUCAGGAUCGAGGCAAAGAUGAACGCAGCAAUGUACAGAGAGAUCCUUGAUGAAAACCUGCUCCAGAGCGCUCAGGACCUCAGACUGGGGAGAAGGUUCACCUUCCAACAGGACAACGACCCUAAGCACACAGCCAAGACAACGCAGGAGUGGCUUCGGGACAAGUCUCUGAAUGUCCUUGAGUGGCCCAGCCAGAGCCCGGACUUGAACCCAAUCGAACAUCUCUGGAGACAUCUGAAAAUAGCUUUGACCGAGCUUGAGAGGAUCUGCAGAGAAGAAUGGGAGAAACUCCCCAAAUACAGGUGUGCCAAGCUUGUAGUGUAAUACCCAAGAAGACUCAAGGCUGUAAUCGCUGCCAAAGGUGCUUCAACAAAAUAUUGAGUAAAGGGUCUGAGUACUUUUGUUAUUUUUUUUAUACAUUUGCAAACGUUUCUAAAAACCUAUUUUUGCUUUGUCAUUAUGGGGUAUUGUGUGUAGAUUGAUGAGGUGAAAACGUUUGUAUCAAUUUUAGAAUAAGGCUGUAACCUAACAAAAUGUGGAAAAAGUCAAGGGGUCUGAAUACUGUCCGAAGGCAGUGUAGAUGUUUUUGAGGUAAGCCAUCAGGGCCAGACGCUUUGUGAAAAGUCAUUACAAUGUAACACUUUGUUUGUCCAAAAAUAGUUGCUUCCCCUUUACUUUUCUCACUUUUCUCAGUGUUACACAUGCUUUUUUAUGUUCACAAUUACAGUAUAAUGUUCCCUCUCAAGCAUAUGUUUGCAAAAACUGUACAAUAUGUGCCUGAUCUGCAGUUGUCUCUGUGUCCUCUCCCCCCUCCCAGGUGAAAGUGUCAUUGGACAGUCUGAUGGACACUCUGACUUUCCUGUCAGAUAUUGGGGACUGUGUCACCCGAGUGGAGAUGUUACUGAACGACCUCAAUACCUUAGAGGAGAAGGCUCAGGUCAGCUCAGUCACAUAACAUACGUUAUAUGAGAUGUAACAUCUAAACCUUACAAUUCCAAUGAUUGAGUACAUUGCACAAUGUCUCCACUAUGGCUUCAUUAGCAUAUGAUCAUCAGCCUUUGAUUGUAUUGUAUUUGAGCCUAACACGGAUGUGCCCCAGUGUGUUGGUCAUGUGAGAUGAAUGGCUCUCUGUCUGUCUGUUGUGUGCGUGUCAGGAGUCGUUAGAGAAGGCCCAGCUCCAUGCCCUACAUGGGGACCAGCUGAUCCAGAGCAACCACUAUGCUGUGGACUCCAUACGGCCCAAGUGUGUGGAGCUCCGACGCGUCUGUGAUGACUUCACCAACGAGGCCAAGAAGAAAUACGACGUCCUCUCCAAAUCAAACCAAAUACACAAAGGCAUAGACAAG
Messenger RNA from Coregonus sp. 'balchen', 11431 nucleotides. NCBI's taxonomy places the organism in Eukaryota, Metazoa, Chordata, Actinopteri, Salmoniformes, Salmonidae. The record is from the annotation of a GenBank genome assembly.